Molecule: messenger RNA, 2156 nt
Organism: Centropristis striata (black sea bass)
Lineage: Eukaryota; Metazoa; Chordata; Actinopteri; Perciformes; Serranidae
Gene: tctn1
Product: tectonic family member 1
Exons: 14
Coding region: 78-1919 (613 amino acids)
Biological process (GO): cilium assembly; protein localization to ciliary transition zone
Cellular component (GO): MKS complex
Source: RefSeq, a predicted model, not a curated record
UGUCAUCAGAGGCAGAGAAGCCUGAACGGAAUAAAAGAAGAAGAAGAAGAAGAACCAUAGCAACGGUUAAAACAAAGAUGGCGGUGUUGUGGUCCACUUUUCAUCUCCUCUCUUUAUUUUUCUUCUUUAUCUCCGUCACUACAAGCGAAAAUACAAUAAGCGACGACUUCAACACGACGUUUAGUGACCAGAACGUCACUUUUAACUUUACAGACAGUUUUACAACCCCGCAGCCUGCAGAGUUUCACUCAACGACCCAAACACCGAGAACCAGCACCGAGGAGCCCGCAGAGAGCAGCCUGCUGCCCGGCGAGCCGCUGCCCGUCUCCGGCCGCCUGCUGACUCCGCUCUCUAAAGUCGGCAGCUUGUGUCCCUGUGACGAGAUCCAGGAUGUGUGUGACGUGAACUGCUGCUGUGACAGAGCGUGUAGUGACGAGGUGGCUCUGUUCACCAGCUGCUCAGUGGACACCGUCAGUGGUAGAAAUCGUCUGUGUAUCCGUGAUGUGGCGUCCUACUCUCUAGUGAUCACCAUCGACGGAUUCUCAGAGCUGAGGUCGUCUGUCAGGAAGGAGACCAAUUAUGACGUCUUCUGUAUUCAGUCACAGAGCCGUGUCGAUGGAUUGUCUCAUCCUUCUCCUGCUCUUCCAACUGACACAAACUUUGACUCACUCUUUAAAAAGUUUACUAGUUUUAUCUUUGGCCCAGAGGAGAGCAGGGGUCAGGGGUCAACAGCAGAGCUCCAGGCUGCGUCUGGAUACCAGUACGGGGACGUGGUGGUGACAGCAGGACACGGAGGAGACAGAGGGACGUUCUGGCUGCCGGCUGCUGGUCUCACUGCUGACUGUGUGGACAACAGUCCUGCAGCGUUCCUGAAGGAUCAGAGCAGCCGGUGUUCCCGGCGUGUUCUCCUGGAUCAGGACUGCAGCGCUCUGCCGGCUCUCAGCUCAGAAACCUACACUAACAUCCAGGUCUUUGCUGGGAAGAACAAGGAUGCAGAAGUUGUUCCUGUGGAGGUGGACUCAGUGGUCCUGCAGGCUGUAGACGGGACUCAGACAGAGCUGAAGAUCAGCGGAGGAGAGAAGUUUAAACCGGUCCUCCUGGAGCCAGGACUCUGUUCUAAUGUGGUGCUGAAGGUCUCCUAUGUGGUGAAGUACAGCCCAGCUGGUGAGAUGGUGAACGUGUCCGUGUCUCUGGUGCUUGGGUUUGUCCGAGAAGCGGUUCUGUCCCUGGAGCAGGAGUUUCACAUCACUUUUUUCCAGGAGGAUGAGGAGGAGGUGGCCGUCCACUACAGUGGAAAUCCAGGUUAUGUGGCGGGACUUCCUCUUGUGUCUGGAACAAGAACAGAAGAGGGGAUAGCUCGGAGCGUCGACCCCGGAGACACGCUGUCUGUCCUCCACAGUGCUGAGGACCAGGACUGUCUGCAGGGACCCCACCGCCGCUCCCCCCUCCUGUUUGGUCUGGACUCUGUGUCCGGCUGCACGUUAAGACUGCAGGAUGCUGCCAACUGCUCCCUGGUCUCUCAGGUGCUGUUGGAUGUUCUGAGAGGACCAAACUAUGUUCAGUAUGUGGCUUCUUUUGGAAACUCCCCGUUAGACAAUCCACUGGACUGGGUGCCGAUCACACGCAACUUCAAUCCUGAGGACGCCCAGAGUUGCAGCAUCCCGUUGUCUCUUCAUUUAGAAGUUGAAUGGACCAAAUAUGGAUCCUUGGUGAACCCCCAAGCUCAGAUAGUGAGGAUCAAAGAAGUGAUCCAAACCAACACCACCAGUUUGGACAUGUUGUCUGGAGGCAGCAGCGUCCUGCCGAUCAGCACCUCCGUGGCCUUUAUACCAGUUUCUGCUGCUGCUCUGCCUGGUUACAGAGCAACACCCACCAUCAACGCCAGACUGCCCUUUGACUUCUUCUUCCCUUUUGUCUAAACUGUCUGUGUGGACUCCCUUCUAUUUGUCUUUUGGAGUUUUGGAGUCUAUGGGAGUUGUUUGGACCAAAGGGAAUAGGAGUCUUUUUGUGAGAACUGCUCUUAUUCCCUUUUGUUUGAAUAGUCCAUAAGAACUCUUUCUCCUUUUCGUCCAAAGUCAACUGUCCAUGUUAAGUUCCCUUUUGUCCUACCUGUCCAUGUGGACUCUUCCUCCGUUUGUCCUACCUGUCCAUUUGGA